Orbicella faveolata is the source of this 5759-nucleotide messenger RNA. RefSeq lists its product as uncharacterized. Lineage: Eukaryota; Metazoa; Cnidaria; Anthozoa; Scleractinia; Merulinidae. Gene Ontology annotation, cellular component: cytoplasm. The record is from RefSeq and is a predicted model, not a curated record.
AACUAAAGCUUCAAUAACUGACUUCUUCCCAACUUUUGAAUGAAAUACUUCAGCUUCCAUAAUGCAAAAGUAUCAAUGCAAGAGCUGUUUUGGCUGUGCAAUGAGGCUGAGUACAUGCAAUGUAAAGUCAACAUAGCCAACUUUUGGCUAUGCUUGAACAGAUUUCUCUAAAAAAGGCAAGAAAGUGAAGGUUCAGGGUUCGGAAUGAUGCAAUUAAAUCAAAUCUUUGGAAUUUGAGAAGUAAUGCUCGUUUUGAUUAUGUCGAAAGAUUUGUCCAAAACUUUUUCCACAUGUUGGCACUAAAGCAGAAAACCAUGCUUCAUUGCUCUGAAUUUUGGAAGUAGAGUGUUAUGUAAAUUCCAGAAUGUUCAGAACGCCUGCCAGUGCAUGCUUCACAACACCUUUCUGUUCUUUGCACCAAUUUAAAUUUUCUGUUGAAAUGUACAGUGCUUUCCGAAAAUUACACAAAUGAAUUUGUUCUUUUUAGUAAUGUUAAGUUCAGCUUGAUGUCAAAAUAAAGUUUUUAUCAUGACUUUUUCUAAGUUGUUUUUUCUCUUCAAAUUAGUGGGCUUCAACUGUAAAUUGCAAUUGGCCUCCAUUCCCUUUGAAAGGAAAAGUUUCAUAUCGUUUCUUUUAUCUUAAUCCAAUUUCUCUUGAAAAAUAACAUUCUAGCAUCAGGUAAUUCUACUUGGCUGCAGAAUUUGAUCAAUUUGAAAUUUUUCAAUUCCUGUUAAGAUCUUUUUUAAAAUCUUUAUUAGCUUCCUCUCAAUUCAAUUCAGUUGAAUUCAAUUUAAUUCUGCAGUGGUAUUUUAUAUAAUUGAACCAGUUCUUUUUAACCUAAGCGAAGAACAAAUUCAUAUGCAUUUAUGUUCAACAAUGAAAUAAUAACCUGUUACUAAUCGAACCUCAAGGGCCGUAACAGGGCUUAUCGGCCCGAGGUUGUGGCAGUACAGACUUUGCAGCACUUGGUCCUAAAUAAAUGACUGAGGGUCAAUAUUCCUCAGUACGGCUCAAGCAAGCUAGGUUAGCAAGUAGUUUAUUAUAUGACAUUGGUAGCCUCUUCCAGGUAUUCAGUUAGUUGGGGAGAAGCGUGGCAAGGGAAAGCUUUCUCUGGCUGCACUUCUCUCAUAUUUUGUCCCUCACUGUUUUGCAGACUGCACCACAACUAACUGGAUGCCUGGAAGAGGCUAUGACACUAGAGCCAAAAAUUACAUGCCUUAUGACUGUUUCCUUGGAAACAGUUUGUAUGGCAAAAUCCUGACCAAGAAAGAACCAAUCAGAAUGCACAAAUGUAUCUCAAGAUUAUCAUGCCACAAAAUAAAAGCUGUUAUUUUUUUCUGCUGCAUCUGAUCGAUUGAAGCCAACAAAGUGCCAAUUCCAUAUUUUGGAGCAGGAAACUGCAAAUUUCAUUGUAGCUUCUGGGGACAUGGCUUCCAGAUUUACUUUUUUAUGAAUCUUUCAAGUUUCAAAUUGGAAUUUUGUAAUGUACGAUGUUUGGCCAGUCAUAGACCAGAAAAAAUAUUUUGGUUUGUUAAUUUACGUUAACAAACAUGGUGGACAAAAGUGACAUGGUGGACAAAGGAAGUUUUUUUUAUGGUAGUUAAAAAAAAGCAAAAAGUUUAUAUCCUUUCAGGAUUCAAGUGUUCAACCCUAAAACGUUCAACAUGGCUGUCACAACGUAUUGAUUUUUUAUCCCCUUUUCCAUUUAUAAUACUUUUGCUGGUCAUUUCUUCACUGACGCUGGCUCAGAUAAUUAUGGAAGUUCUCACACAUGAUGUAAUCUUGAAUAAUGAGUAACUUUGCUUUUAGACUGAAGAAGACAUUAAACAGAGACCAAACAGCAUGGAUGAAGAAAGAAGUUUACUGCUGAAACAAUAUUGUGAUUAUCACUCAAACAAUAAUAAUAAAAUCCCAGAGGAGUCACUUGUGAAGCAAUCCCGGGAAUUCCUUACCUCAGCACAGCCUAAAGACAGAUUUAUAAAUUUAGAUGUUUAUGGAAAUCUGCUGAAACGAAUUGCAGAAAAUCAAAAAAGCAGUCAAGAAAGCAUCUUAAAGAUAAAGAGUGGAUUUAAAAGCUUGGAGCAAUAUGGUGUUAACUUGUGGAGGUUCCCGUGGCGCAAAGAGUACCAUACUAUAAAGCUUUACACGGCGUUUUUUAAGUGGAACAUCGAACGGCAGCUUCAAGACACAGAGGCAAUUUUUGAGAUUUUAAAAUCUCUUGGCUACACAGUAAGAGGGCAGCAGGAAGUUUCCAAUAUAGAACCCGACCGAGAUCGUGCGAUUUGGAUGUCAAUGGAGCUCUUCCUAGUUCAGGUGGACUUACAAGUGAUCAAGGAGAUUAUAGAUCAUUUCCCUGAGAACGAAUUUACCUUGAAAGAUAUUGUUAAGGUAAGGUCUGCAACGCGCGACGUAGAGGAAGCUAUUACUCGUCUGCAGGGAAAAGCUCCUAAACGACGGAAACGUGAAGAGCCACGGGGAGAUGACGUGUUAUCUCAUCGGCACGGCACAAAACAUUCACACGGUGAACGAAUUGACUUCACUCCUUCUGUUGCAGACGCCUCUGCUAACCAAACCACAGACAGAAAGCCAAAUCGUUCCGUGUUGUCAAAGAUGAGAGACGAUGUUGCUGCUGACACGGAUGAUUCUUCUUCUGGGUCUACAGUUAGCAAGAGGAAGCCUUCUGGUGGCGCUCCUACAGAGUACAAAGUGCCAUCCGGAAACACUGGCGAGGGCUAUUAUUUCAGUAUCAACGGUCCAGAAUUAACUGACCAAGAUUUAUACGGUGUAAGUCCCGAAGGAAGCCAAACGAACGGCGUGACACAGCAUAACGUUGAUGCUCGUGACAGAACGUUUCCUGAAUCUGGGUCAUCCUAUGCAUCAAAACAGCUAAAUCAUCACGCAGGUCACAGCACGGUUUUCCAAGGUAGAUCACCCAAUGAGUUAAACCAGCGUAACUUAGAUGAACGUUACAGCACUUUUCCUCAACCUGGGUCAUUGCAUGAGGCAAAACAGCAUCACCAAGAUCCACGUUACAGGACGGUGCCUCAAACUGGGUCAUCGUACCACUCUGACAACACUCAACGAAGCCAGCAUUACCAUAGAAUGCCUCAUUCUGGGCGUCCACCUUACCCUGACGGCACUAAGGAGAGAAUCGAUUCAGCCAUUACAACUUCUCACUCGGUAUCACAUCACGAGACAGUAACACCAUUGCAUCCCACCAGUCAGUAUUUAUAUUCCAGUGAACGAUAUGCUGGCUCUUUAAGAGAUGACCCAAGGGGACAUGCUGUGGUCACCCAGAGCAGUACGGUACCUCCACCAAGUAAAGUUUUACCUGAUACUAAUGGAUAUCAUUCCACGAGUUCUUCACGAACGGUGACACGCGUGCAUGGGUCUGCUUCUCGGGAUGUCAGGUAUGCUAACGUUCAAGACAUCAGCAGCUACUCUGGUCAGAAGCUUGGAUGGAGCGAAUCGGAUAAACGUAUGUCCACAAAGGAAAGUGCGAGAGUGCAGGACGACAGAGAUGCAAAAUACGGACCAACUGGUACUACUUCCUCUGCACAGGUGGAGGUGGAACAAAGAGAAAAUUCUCGUGUGAGUCGGAAUGAUGCCACUUCUCAACACAACGGGAUGGCAGAGGGGACAUAUGGAAAAACCACAGUGCAAUCAGGAGUUACAGAUUUAAACGCCACAUUAAGGCAGCAGUUAACUAUUGAGUCUAAUGUUCGCUUCGCUGGCAAAGAAUCUAAACAGGUCGGCAGUGAACGUGUGACCGGUGCACAGGCCACAGGAUCUAGAGCUGGAACCUUAACGGGAGCACAGCCAACCAGGUUACUCUAUCAACUUGAAAAUAAUGUAACUAGUAAAGAAGCUACCAGUAAAAGCGGAUCCAGUGCAGCUGACCUUAAGGAUCGUAGUGUGGCCAAAACGGAACCAAAAGGUUCAUCACCUGGUCCAUCACGGCGGACUUCAGCACAACAAGACCAGACUCCAGGGACCAGUUCAGAGAAUGAUCCUCAAAACGAAAUAUCGCGUGAGAGAAGUUUUCUAGAAAAAGGUACCAAAGGUGCUACUAUUUGCGAACUGUGUGGAUUACAAGGUACAAUUAUUUGCCGAAACUGUCUGAAAAUUGUUUGCAUAGAGUGUAUGGAAAUCUAUGUCACCGAUCUUUGCGAAGCAACCAAAGAGCAGCACGCGUUUUUAAAGUUUAAGGACAUCAAAACACCGGGUGAUUCCAAAGCCUAUUCCAGCCAAGAGUCUGCCAAUAGAAAUGAAGCCUCUGGGGAUGGAGAAAAAGAUUGGCCGUGUUCCCGAUGCACCUAUUUGAAUCAUCCAGAACACAGAAUAUGUGUCGUCUGUGGCGCAACUCGUGGAAUUGGCGUUGUUGAAAGCGCAAAACCUGGGAGCAGAGUAUGCAGGAAUUGUACUCUACACAAUGAAGAGACAGCAGCGGUGUGCACAGCCUGCCACAACCCAUUGACCAAGACUGAGACUGUUGUGUAGAGAUGAACGUGGUGGCUUCUGACAAAUCUGAAAAAAGUAGCAGGUGUAAGGUAUAUUGUAAACUGCUGCCUUUACAUAGUUCAUUGGUUCAAUUUUUCCUAGUGAUCCAAGAAUAAUUCCUCUCGUUAGUUUAGUUGUGCCAAACAAAGGGUAAAGCCGUUUUGACUCAUAAUUAUACCAAACAUUUGCCGAUGUUUAUGGUGUGUGAGUAUAUUAGGGGAUAGUUUUGGUGUACAAGUUGUGUGUGUGUGGUGGAGACAGGGGAGAGAAAUGUUUAGUCUAUUUUGGUCGUUACAUUGCUCCUGCGCUAACGGAGAUAUAUUUUAAUACAAAAAGAGACAAGGGGUGAAGUGACGUUUUGAUUCGUCUAUGAAUGAACUGCGUCAUAUCACGGUCAUGCAAACAGGCUCAGCCGGAAGGUCUUACUGUUGAUGUGUGGCCAUUGUGAGUCACUUUGUUAGCCUUUUUCCUGGUAAAAGUUGAGUGUUAUAGCGGCCAUUUCUACGUCAGCUAGUUGAUAUUCUGAGGUCCGGCUAUUCAUUGUAGGAAUCGAUUGAGGUAGCGCACACAGACUGUGACUUCAGUUUAUAGAUGAUCGGUAGCUUUAUGUCAAACUGUAAGUUACAAUUUAUAGUAGUUUUGAUGUGCACCAGAGCUUAGUUUCACCCAUGGGAGUGCUACGCAUGUGUAAAGGAAUUUUCCUGGUUACAAAGGCACUGUGAAUGGGAAUCUAACAGUAGUGAAACUGCAAAACAGAGUAGUGAAUUAAAAAAAUGUUUUGCAGUUGUAGUAAGCUAUAAUAAAUUAUAGGGGAGGUGUAAAUAUUCACUACGAUUUUGUACUAGUUAUUUUAGUUGGUGUAGCUACAUCAAUCCUACCUAUUCAGUGGGUCGUCAAUGUUUAUUGACGGUAAUUUUGCAUCUGAUUUUCUUUUUUGUAAUCAGGAAGUAGACUCGUUUCUCAAACUUGUAAUCGUGACAAUUAUAAAAAAACAGUUUCUUUGAUGGUGUAUAGAGAAGAAAUUAGUCCACAGAUUUAAAACAAUGUCUUUCUCGGUCGAUGGCCGUAUAUGAGACUUACUGAGCCCGCUUUUCUCGUCAUCGAGGCUGCUUAGCAACGUGACUGAUGUAUACUUGUGACGCCAUGCUUACGUGACCAUAGAUUUUCCUAAAUUGGCAAUUGUAGUUAUGUAGCGGAUCAUCAAAAUGAUGGCUGAAUAGCAUGGUAUUGCUCAAUAAAAACUUAAAUAAAAUAUUGUA